This is a messenger RNA of Oryza brachyantha (malo sina), 1483 nucleotides long. RefSeq names its product obg-like ATPase 1. The coding region runs from base 87 to 1271 and encodes 394 amino acids. Gene Ontology annotation, molecular function: ATP hydrolysis activity; ATP binding; GTP binding. Gene Ontology annotation, cellular component: cytoplasm. The record is from RefSeq and is a predicted model, not a curated record. The transcript is spliced from 12 exons. NCBI's taxonomy places the organism in Eukaryota, Viridiplantae, Streptophyta, Magnoliopsida, Poales, Poaceae.
UCCUCGCCCUCGCCGCAAACAACCUUGCUCGCUUUUUUUCCCACCAAAAACCCUAGCCACUCCCAGAUUCGUCGCCGCCGACGACGAUGCCGCCCAAGGCGUCCAAGAAGGACGCCGCCCCCGCCGAGCGCCCCCUCCUCGGCCGCUUCUCCUCCCACCUCAAGAUCGGAAUCGUUGGGUUACCAAAUGUUGGCAAAUCCACCUUCUUUAACAUAGUGACAAAGCUGUCUAUCCCAGCCGAGAAUUUCCCUUUCUGCACCAUUGAACCAAAUGAGGCACGGGUUAAUGUUCCAGAUGAGAGAUUUGAUUGGCUUUGCCAACUUCACAAGCCAAAGAAUGAGGUGUGUGCAUAUCUGGAAAUCAAUGACAUAGCUGGGCUUGUUAGAGGAGCCCAUGCGGGGGAGGGUUUGGGCAAUGCCUUCCUAUCCCAUAUACGUGCUGUUGAUGGAAUUUUUCAUGUAUUGAGAGCAUUUGAAGACAAAGAAGUUACUCAUAUUGAUGAUUCAGUGGAUCCUGUUAGAGAUUUGGAAACUAUUGGCGAAGAGCUGAGACUCAAGGAUAUAGAGUUUGUGCGUAACAAAAUUGAGGACCUUGAGAAGUCAAUGAAGAGAAGCAACGAUAAGCAGCUGAAAAUUGAGCAUGAAUUAUGUGAGAAGGUCAAAGCCCAUCUCGAAGAUGGAAAAGAUGUCCGCUUUGGAGAUUGGAAAAGUGCUGACAUUGAGAUCUUGAAUACCUUCCAGCUACUGACAGCUAAGCCGGUUGUCUAUUUGGUGAACAUGAGUGAAAAGGAUUACCAGAGGAAAAAGAACAAGUUCCUGCCUAAGAUACAUGCUUGGGUGCAAGAACAUGGUGGUGAAACUAUUAUUCCUUUUAGCUGUGCUUUUGAAAGGAACCUAGCUGAUAUGCCGCAGGAUGAAGCUGCUAAAUAUUGUGCUGAAAACCAAAUAACAAGUGUGAUCUCAAAAAUUAUCAAGACUGGUUUUGCAGCAAUCCAUCUUAUAUACUUUUUUACUGCUGGCCCUGAUGAGGUAAGGUGCUGGCAGAUCAGGCGCCAAACUAAAGCACCUCAAGCUGCUGGUACAAUUCACACUGAUUUUGAGAGAGGCUUCAUAUGCGCGGAGGUAAUGAAGUUUGAGGAUCUAAAAGAACUGGGCAGUGAAUCUGCUGUGAAGGCUGCUGGAAAGUACAGGCAGGAAGGGAAGACCUACGUGGUACAGGACGGGGACAUCAUCUUCUUUAAAUUUAACGUGUCUGGAGGUGGAAAGAAGUGAUUUACUGUUUGAAGGACGUUCAACGGAGUGGCCUGCACUUAGUUUUGGAGUUCUACACAUCUAUCUUUGUAGCAAUAACAAGUUAUGAUUCGAUAUUUUGUACCAUGAGGACAUAAAUUAUCCAGGGAUUGUAUAAUGAGCCUUCAAAGUUCAAAAUCAUUGGGAAAAAAUGUACGGUCUUGCAAUCCAGUAUCUUGGCAUGUUUUUGUCUU